Messenger RNA from Hypanus sabinus (Atlantic stingray), 8075 nucleotides. RefSeq names its product B-box and SPRY domain containing (gene bspry). Lineage: Eukaryota; Metazoa; Chordata; Chondrichthyes; Myliobatiformes; Dasyatidae. The record is from RefSeq and is a predicted model, not a curated record. The coding region runs from base 413 to 1702 and encodes 429 amino acids. The transcript has 6 exons. Gene Ontology annotation, molecular function: protein binding.
GGUCCGGGCAGACCAUGCUCGACACAAGUAAUAGGGGUAGUCAAAAGAAAACGGAAUGCGGUAUUUAAUGCUGCAGUUACGGAGAAACCUAGGAUAAAAAGCCGCAUAAUUCUCAGCGAGGCGUCUAUGGACGUCCUCGGGUCCAGCAAGAGAAAAAUAAAAUGCAAAGCAAAUCUGUGUUUUAUUUGUAUACGACAGACUCACGUUUUAAAGGCAAUCCCCUCGGGACAUUUACCACUGCUUUUGGGCCCCGCACUUUUCAAGGACUUGUUCUUGAUUAAGUUUAAAAACCACCCGAAGGUGAGAGCUAAGGAGUGUCUGUUCCAGUAUUUCCUGCAUUGCCUGCCUGGCCCCCUCCCUCCACAGUGACCUCUGUAGCGAUCUCUAUUUCCGCGUUCACCUGUUGCCGGCUAUGUCUCAGCCAGGGGCCGAGAACCAGGCAGCUUCCCCCGCCUGCCUCAGCUGCUCGGCUCCCGGGCAGGGGUCGAGCCAGCCACAGUGCACCUGCCUCCGAGAGGGGAGCCCGGAGCUCGCCGCCCCGCCGGCGCUGGAGAGCGGCGUGUGCCCGGUUCACCGAGCCCGGGCAGACUGGUUCUGCUUCACCGAGGGCAAGGCGGUGUGCGCCCGCUGUGUCAUCCCGGGAGCCUGCAGCGACCACCUGGGCGCGGGCAUCGGGCAGGCGGCCGACUGCAUGAGGAAUAAGGUGGUUGAUGUUUGUGAAAAAUUGCAGCUGAAAAUAGCCUCUGUGCAGAGGUUCAUGGCAGAGACUUUGAACAGUAAAGACCAUCGCGUUAAAGAAAGUGCCAGUGGUUCCAGGGAGGUGAUCAUCCAACGCUUGAACUUUAUUCGUGAUGUUUGUGAGAAUGAGGAGCAGCGAGUGUUGGAUGUGAUCCACGACGAGGAGGAACGAGUGCAGCAGAGCAUCUUAACCCAAAAGACCUAUUGGAUGGAGGCCCACCAAAAGCUAGUGGACAUUAAAGAUUAUUUGGUGGACACACUGACUAGAAUGGAUGAUGGGGUGCUUAUGAAACACCAGAAGGAAAUAUUUGAAAGAGCGGAGGAAGCAGAGGGGAUUCUGGAACCCAAGGACUCAAACAAACUGAACUUCAACCUUGCCUGUGCUCACAGCGACCUCCUUAGUAGCCUUUGGGCAUCUGCGGUCAUGAUCUGUGUUGCAGGCACCAAGAACCUUCACAUUGAUGAGAAGACAUUGCACUCAUCCUUGGCACUGUCGGAAAAUAAAAAGAGGCUGACGUUUGCAAACAAGAAGGUCUACUUCUACCCAGACUGCCCUGAGCGCUUUGACCAUUGGCCCAACGCCCUGGGACUGGAGCCUAUCCAAAGUGGACUUCACACCUGGAGAGUGGAAGUGGAGAAAAGUGGAGCCUAUAAAGUGGGGUUGGCUUACGGCUCUCUUCCACGCAAAGGCGCCGGCCAUGAAUGCCGGCUCGGAUAUAACCCAUCCUCCUGGGUCUUUUCCCGGUAUGAUGAAGAAUACACGGUGGCCCACAAUGGGCAGAUGAAGACCCUGGACCUACUGAGGCGUCCAGCAGUGAUUGGUGUGCUGGUAGACUAUGAAGGAGGUGAAAUCCUUUUCUAUGACCCUGACACCUAUGCCAUCUUGCAUUGUUACAGAACAAAGUUCACUCAACCUAUAUAUGCAGCUUUGGCAGUAGCAAAUGAAAGUAUUGCAAUAAUCUAGUAGUAGGUGGGUGGAUUGUUUCAUCAAAUGGUAUCCCUAAUUCUCAUCUAAUAUUUUGGCUUUGGAAUUCCUUAUUCCUGAAGGAAUUCUGAUAUAAUAGUCUAGAAGUCAGCAACCUUGCCGAAACUAGUUUCAACUGACCCUCAAACACAGAGAUGCUUCAUCUAUGGAUCAGAGUUUGGAUAAGAUGUCGACAGUGUCAACAUUUUAAUUAACUAGUGAAAGGUUGGGUUGUACUUUCUGAUUAAAAUUGCCCUCUUAAAAUCAAAAUGAUUUUCUUGCUGGUGUAAUUCCUAAUAAAAGUCAUUCUUGGGACAUGACGAGUCUGGUCAGGAUAGGAUUUUCUCCUCAUCCGUGGUGGCAAGCUUCUUUAUUGAUAAAAUGGUAUUGGAUCAAAGCAAGUGAUGGUGUAGAUAGGAGCUUACCCCCCUCCCCCGACCCCACUACCAGACCAGGUUAGACAGGGACAACAGAUUUCUUUCCCUAAAGCAAUUAGUGAACCAACAAAUAAGAAUCAGAUUUAAUAUCACCAGCAUAUUCUGCAAAAUUUGGUUUUUCCGUGGCAAUAGUAUAGUGCAAUACCUAAUAAUAGAGAAAAAAACUGAAUUACACUAUAUAUAUAUGUUAGUUAAAUUAAAUACAUAGUGCAAAAAUGAAGUAGUGUUCAUGGGUCCAAUGUCCGUUCAGAAUCGGAUGGCAGAAGGGAAGAAGCUGCUCCUAAAUCACUGAGUGUGCAUCUUCAGGCUCCUGUACCUCCUCCCUGAUGGUAGCAAUGAGAACAGGACAUGCCCUGGGUGAUGAGUGUCCUUGAUGGAUGGAGGCACUGCUCCUUGAAGAUGUCCUGGAUACUAUGGAGUUGUUAUCUUGUGUCAAUAUUUCCAAAGCUAUAUUGAUGUUGGCAGCUUUUUUAUUUUCCAGGUUUAGAAGUGAUCAACUUCCUGUGAAAUGAACUUGUUCAUGAGAUUAUUAACCCAGUUAUCAAUCUGCUUCAGUGAAAGCAUCUAAGAUCCUUGAGAGUAAAUGUUGACAGGACAUUUAACUGUUAGGGACUUCCGGGAAGGAGGAGUCUUUGGAUAACGAGAAUAGACAUCAGUGGAAGUUCAUCCUCCUCAAAUGAGCUUGGUGUGAUGGUCACAAUCCUACCUGAGUCACGUGGUACCUGCUGGUGACUGUUAAUCCAAACCUGGUAGCUGGCAACAGUCGUGAAGUUUUCAGGAAGGGCAGACAUGUUUUAUAUUCAGACAAGGUCACAGUUAGUGUAGGACUCAGAACUUCCAGACUCGUUUGAGUUCACUGCAAUGUUUAGGUCUUAUUUCCAUGUGACCAAGUGAUCGUGAGUGGGAGAGGCUAGAGAGAUGAACAGCGUCUCUCUAUUCCAGUUCUUUCAUGCAUGUCCAAAGUCACAGCUCAAUGAUCCACGAUAGAGAGUUAGGAUGUGAAACUAAUGUUAUGUUGCUUCCCUCACUAUGCCUCUAUCUCUGUCUCUCUGUCCCUCUUUCUUUCCCUUCAGUUCUUGCACGUCACACUUCUCCCCCAUCCUCAUGACCCACCCAUCACCUUUCUCUGGUUCCCAACCUCCUUCCCUUUAUUCCACUAUUCACUGUCCUCUCCUAUUUGAUUCCUUUUUCUUCAGCCCUUUACCUUUGCUGCCUAUCACCUCCCAGCUUCUUUCGUCACCCACCUUCUCAUCCGGUCUCAUCCACCAGCUGCCAGCUUGUACUCCUUCCCCUCCCCCCUUCCUUUCCACUCUUGAUCUAAAGCAGCAACGAGCUCCCUCCAUUGAUGCCCUGUGACCUGCUGAGUUCCUCCAGCAUUUUGUGUGUGUUGCUCAAGAUUUCCAGCAUCUGCAGAAUCUCUCGUGUCUAUGUCAUACUGUCAGAUCAUUUAGAGGGAUUUAGAGAGGGAUGGGUCAACCCUCUAGGGAUUGAACUGGAAUCUGCAGGAACUUAAAUAAUGCUCUGCACAGCACAAGGAAAAAUUUAAUAGGUGUAGCUAAAUAUAUAUGUAUUUACCUCUUGGUUGUGAGUAGGUCGGUGGGAAGGGCAAGGAGAUGUGGUGGGACACUGUUCUUGUAGAUGGGACAAAUUUAGCAAGAGAUGACAUCACCAGUGGCAGGAUUAGGUGAAUAGUCUGAAGUUUAUCUGAAGUUCUAGUGGAUUAUGUAACUGAAAGACAUUGUCACCCUGUAUAGGGAAUAUAGGGGAAUAAAAGGGAGGGGGUUAACAUGGACGUCAGAUCACGGGAAGGUCAGUUUACUCCAGAAGUAAGAAAUUCCAGGACGUUGUCUCCAUGCUUCAUGCUGUCAUCUGAAAUCUCUCGAUGCUGACUCAAGGACUACAGGUGCGGAAAUCUGGAGCAACAAACAAGGUGCCAGAGGAGCUCAGUGGGUCAGGCAGUGUCUGAAGAGGGAAAUGGACACUCAAUAUUUUGGAUUGAGACCCUUCAGCCUGGACUGAAAGAUAGAGGGGAGAGAGAGCAUAAAAAGAUGGGGAGUAGGUGUUGGGCAAAAGCUGGCAGGUGAUAGGUGGACCCAGGCGAGGAGUGGUGAAAGGCAGAUAGAGGAAGGGAGAGUGGAAAUAGCAGAAGAGGACAGGUGAAAGUGGUAAAUGGCUGAACAUAGUGGAACCGGAUGGGGGAGGAGGGUGGAACAUUGAACCUAUUAUGGGAGGUGGGAGUGCAGAUGGGAAUGGUUGAGGCAGAGGAAUCAGUGGGUGGAAAAGGGAAAGGAAAUAGGGUACUGGGGGUGCUAGGCUUGUGUAGGAGGAAUGGGUAGAUUUGGAGGAAAGAGUAAAUGGACAGAGGGGGAUCAGUUUACGUGAAAUUGCUUUCUGAAUUCUCCAGUGCUCUCGAUCUCCUUUUGGUUUUGAUUAUACUAUGGGCAUAUAUUUUUCCAGUGAAUGAGCUGAUUUUCGACCCAAAACAUCCUCAGCCUGUUACAGAAUUGCUAUUCAGAGGCUCUCAAGGCUGAAUUUCUGAAAGAACAUCUUGCCUGGACCUUGAUAUUUAAUGAUGAAUGUAUUACUUAGUAGUCUGUUAUAAUUAACUAAUGUAUUUCAUACCAAGUUUGUAAUUUUUAAUGAGUAUACUUCAUUCAAAACCAUUUUGUCCUUCCCAUACUUUCCCCAGCCUUUUCAGUCCUAAGCAAUCUCUGACACCACCCAGUACAAUGCCAAGUUCUUCCUUAUGAGAAACUGAGUCAAAAUGUAAACAAACAAGGGAGAAGCACAGAGAAGAGUUAUUCAGAGUUUAUUGCUUUGGAAUGAGCUCUCAUCCCUUUCAGAAAUCAAGAAGCACGUGGUUUCUGGUUUGCAAUUGGUAAGUGCUGCCUGAAAGAAACAGCUGAUUUGCAGACAAGACAGGAAAAAUAAUAUUCAUUUUCUAUUCAGAAGUAGUUGAGACAGAGGCUGGAGACCAAUGUGGUGGGACAGUGUCACAGUGCAAAAGGGUAGAAUCUGCCAUUUUCACAGGAUUGUAACUUAAGGAAGGCACUGUCCAUUGAACAACACAAGACAAUUCACCAUGGAAUAGCGGAAAGCAAAGGCUUUCGAUCAAUUCCAGCUUCCUGAUGUCAGGAUGUUCAGAGAAUUGGCAAGAUUUGAGUACAUUGUACAUUCUUCAUUUGAGUACAUUUUUCUGUUGAGAAUAUAUUAUCAAUCAAAUGAUAUUGAGACAAUACAUUCAGAGGGGAGUUAUCUCACCAGUCCCCUUCUCCAGUCAUCCCCUUGUGGAUCUGCAGUGUCUUUCUCUCACACAUUUCGAUCAACUUCGUUUUGAUAUUUUUACCAGUUCCCUACACUAAUGUGUAAUUUACAGCUGCCGAUUAACGUGCAGCAUAUCCAUCGGAUGUAGGAGGAAAGCAGGGCAGCAGGAGAAAAUCCACCUCAUCACUGGAGAACAUUCAAAACUCCACAUAUUACCAGUUGGUCAGGAUUGAUCCUGGGGCUCUGAGGCAACAGCUAUAUUAGCUGUGUUGCUCUGAAAUAUUAAAUCAGUCGUCACAAAUUGGGCGAUAUCACCCCACCCCCCAGGGUUGGUGGGAGUUUCUAAAGGGGUGAUAAAGAUAAAAGGGUGGUGGGCAGGUGCUUGGUAGCAAGGGGAAACGAGGGAUUACAGGCUUAAUUUAAGAAAUCAAUUACUUUUAUGAGUGUUUGAUUUUGAGGGCCUCAAAGCACAUUACCAACAGCAUACUGCACGUGACACAUAACACAAAUAGCACAUGUUUCAGAAUGAUUUUAGAAAAACAUACAGUCCCAAAGGAAAAACAAACUAAUAUACCCCAAGUGCCUAAGUGGCAUGACUGUAGAUUGUGCUGGGCCAGCUAGUUCUUCCAUUGAGCGAAUACUGGAGGGCAGCACUGAAUGAACAACAUAAGGCAGCGCUGAGCAAACACUGGAGGGCAGCACUGAAUGAACACCACAAGACAGUGCUGAGCAAACACUAGAGGGCAGCACUGAAUGAACACCACAAGGCAGUGCUGAGCAAACACUAGAGGGCAGCACUGAAUGAACACCACAAGGUAGCGCUGAGCAAACACUAGAGGGCAGCACUGAAUGAACAACACAAAGCAGCACAGAGCAAACACUGGAGAGCAGCACCGAAUGAACACCACAAGGCAGCGCUGAGCGAAUGUUGCAGAUUUUCUCUUAGGCUUUGCUCAAAAUGGGUUAUAGUUGUUGAAAAGCAAUGUGACAGCUCUGUAUUUGUCAUAUCAUGGGGAAUCUGGACUGACAAAAUGUGUUAUUUCUGGGCCUGCCUGCACAUUAUUGUUAUUCACUACUGAAGUACAGAGUUAGCUAGUGUGAUUCCCAUACUCUAAUCAUGCAGUGCCGCAAUCCCUGUGAAUUAGCGUAUGGUGUUCAAUGGGGUAAAGUUUAGAAUCUGCCCUUUCGAAUGGUCUUCACCACAUUUCUCUAGCUCACGACCUAACUGAGAUAUCGCUGCCUCACUUUAUGUACCUUCAGACAGAGAGUCAGGUUUUAUCUGAGCUAUGAUGACACUAUAACUUUCCAUUUUAUUCAUUACAGCAAAUGAGAGGGUCAUAAAUAAUAGGAAAUUGAGCAUGGUCAUUAAUCCACAAUGAAAAGGGCAGAAGCAGACCAAACAAAAACAAAGUGUGAACAGUAUAGUGUGGAGAAUUUGAAAUAUGUAUAUAUACCAGCACCAAGCAACCUACAGCAUCCAAUGUGCUGGUGUGAAAGAGAUUUUUCAAAUGAGGCAAUGAAACCAUCCGGGCUCCUUGAACAUUUGAAGAGAAUACACUCUGAUUAAACUAAUGAAACUUCGGCUUAUUUUCAGUCACUUCGUGAAAAUUUUCAGAAAUGGAAAUGGAAAACACUUCAAAACAUGUUUGCCAGCACUUCACAACAAAACAGUGAUGUGUCGUGUACUUCAUACAACAUUUCAUACAACUACUCAUUGCUAAGUCUAGAAAGCCCCAUACAAUUGGAGAAGAACUGAUUCUGCCAGCAGUAAGGGAGGUUCUGAGUAUGAUUUUGUACAAGUCACUAGACCAAAUAAAUAAAGCAAUUUAGUUCAGUGACAACUCUGUUCAAAGACAAAUAGAUGAAAUGUCCCAGAAUGUGAAAGACUCAUUGUGCAACAUACUUAGAAAAACAGAAUUUGCUCAGCAGUUGUUUAAGACAUGAGGUUUUUGCUUUCUUGAAAAAGGCAAUACCUAACAUAUUUACCUUUCAUUCUGUAAUGUACAAACAACAUCUUGUCGCAAAAAAACCUAAGUGAUCAACUGCACAUCAUUAAAUACUGUUAUCACAGAGAUAAAUAAAAUUAAGUCACGUGCUGUCAAUUCUUAACUAUUUCGAGAAUUUUCUAUUGAGAAUGAUGAACAGUCUGAAUGCUUGCUGUUGCACACAGAAGUCAGAUGGCUCUCAAAAUGAAACUGCCUGAGAUGCUUUUAUGCACUUUUUGAAACUGUAAUAAAAUUCUUCAAAGAUUCAAAUGCUUCAUUCAGUACUCAAGUCAAGGAUAUUAGACAUGACAUUACUUAUUUGUCAGAACCAUUUGCAAAGUUUAAUGAAAUUGAUAUUCAAUUGCAAAGGAAGUGAUGUGGAUCUUAUCAAUCAGUCAUUUCCAAAUUUCUGUCCAAAUUAGUGGCCAUCGCAACCUUUUUCAAUUUACGAACAUCACACAUAGUGAAGCAUAGUUUUAGAGCAGUUGCCCAACAUCUUUCAAUGUAUUGAAACAGACUGUAAAUUACUGAACAUAGCUUUCUGAGACACCUUGCAAAUGACAUUCAACCUGAUGUUGAUAAGCUGAUACCACUGCACCAAACCCAACUAUCUCACUGAAAGGUGAAAAAGCAAUGAAGUUGUGAAUAGUUGGGCUAUUAAUGUUCGCUCUAAAAUUGUUGAUGAAA